Molecule: messenger RNA, 880 nt
Organism: Styela clava
Lineage: Eukaryota; Metazoa; Chordata; Ascidiacea; Stolidobranchia; Styelidae
Product: protein FAM210B, mitochondrial-like
Cellular component (GO): mitochondrion
Source: RefSeq, a predicted model, not a curated record
AACACAAACAAUGAAUUUAUGCAAAUGAUGCAUUCGCCGGGUCUCUGAUCUCUGGAUUUCAGUUCAUUUUCAACGACUCGAAAUGUAUAAUACUCGUAGUCUGUGGAGUGCUUGCUUCCGACGAGGGGGAUGGAUAUCUAUUCAGUCAGACCUCCAGUCAAGAUUAGGAACUUCUUUGAAACGAUUAGUUGUGAAAAAGACUCAUUUUUCAUCUGAAUUGACUUCACUACCUUGCCUAUGCAGCACUAGCAGCAAAUGUUAUUCCACUCAGAACGAUAAAUCGAAUGAGAACAGUCCUGAAGCAGGAAAAUCCACUACAACUCAAAAACUUACCUCAAAAGAUAGACUUAAAAUAAUAACAACUCAAUAUGGUGCGUUUGGAAUGGCUUUCCACAUUACUAUAUCACUUGCAUCAUUGGGAUUCUUCUAUUCUCUAGUAUACAUGGGUGUUGAUAUGGCAUCAUUGUUUAAUUGGUUUGGAGUUGAAAGCUCUUCAUUUACAACUGGAGCUAGUACUUUUAUGAUUGCAUAUGCAGUGCAUAAGAUUUUUGCUCCUGUUCGAAUUGGAAUUACAUUUGUGUCAGUGCCUAUUUUGGUGAAGUACUUCAGGAAUAUUGGAUUUUUCAAGAACAAAUGAAGUGCAUUGUUGUAUGAAGUGACUUCAUCAGCUUAUGCUUUUGAAUUGGGUGAUCUGCAAUAACUCCAAAGCAUGAAUGCAGGCCAUUCGCCGCAACCCUGCCUAUAAAUUCUCUCAGUCGUCUAUCCGAUAGGGCGUGUAAGGACAUUUUUUAUGUUACCUGUCUGUUAGUAUAAUACUUACGGUCCUAUUAAUAAUGUUUAAUACUAUUAUUAAAAUAUAAUACAAUAUUUUGAAUGUGUA